Messenger RNA from Cylindrotheca closterium, 1176 nucleotides. NCBI's taxonomy places the organism in Eukaryota, Bacillariophyta, Bacillariophyceae, Bacillariales, Bacillariaceae. The record is from the annotation of a GenBank genome assembly.
AUGCAUCAGAUUUAUUAUUAUGCUAUCAAGGGAAAGGAUGAGAAUGGCAAUGAUGUCUAUCUUAUUCCAUGUCCUGCUGGUACAACAAAUGUCAAACUUCAAGCCGGCUGGCACUAUGCUAGUGAAAAUGAAGAUUUGCCUGAUCCUGCUACUGAAGCAGAUCGAGAUCUGCAGUUUAUUCAAAGCCGCAGAAGAGAAAGAGAUCCAUUUGGGUUGUACGAUCAUGUCAUCAUGGACAGUGGUUGUACAAACACCACCAAUUGUAAUGGUGAGCUCAUGCACGGACUCCGUCAUGCUGAGAAGGAGCUUGAUAUGCACACUAACGUGGGCAGCAGAGUUCUCAACGAAGAAGGUUUUCUAGGAAGAUUUCCGCCUCCAGUUUAUCACGAUGAAGAUGGAAUUGCCAAUGUACUUGCUAUGCUUAAGAUGAUUGCUGCGGGAUACCGCAUUACUAUGGAUACUGAUCCUGACAAUGCCUUUAUUGUACAUUGUGAUGGAAACAGAAAGAUGCAAUUUGUGAAUUAAUUGAUAUGCUGGACUCAAGAUGACCUCCAAGAUGGCAACUGUUCAAAAGAACAAGGAAGGAUUCACUCCAAGACGAGUCAAGGCUGCGAUGGAAGCAAGAAGUACUCAAUGCUCCAAGCACCAAAAAACCUGAAGACUGACCCUGUAUUUGAAGCACUGGAUAAGAUUCUCCGCCGCUACAACAAGGCAGGCUUUCAAGUCAAGACAAUCAAGUGUGAUCGGGCUUUCAUUCCUCUCACGGAUGAUAUGAUUGACCCAACUGCAGCUGGAGACCACAAGCCUACCGCUGAGCAAAACAAUCGGACGCUGAAAGAAAGAGUCAGAGUAGCUCUUGCACGAUUACCCUACAACGUGGUCCCAACGGUGAUCACUGAAUGUCUUGGACGUCAAGCCGCCGAGCUAUUGAAUGUCUUUCCCCAGAAAGACAGUAUCUCAUCAUCUUUCAGUCCGCAGCAACUCAUUGAUAAUGUCAAUAUCAACUACAAGAGUGACAUGGUUGCUGAUUUUGGACAAUAUGUUCAUGCAAUUGGGACGGAUUCCAGCAAUUUGAUGGAACACCAAAGUAUCAAAGCGAUUUACAUUGAACCUACAAAGGGACAAUGUACUGGGCACCAAGUGCUCAACCUCAACACUAAGAAGAUGAUUUCCUGA